AUGAAGCUCUGUUUAUUUAUUGUAAUUGAGGAGAAAUACUCAUUUAUUUUUGGUUUACCUGUCAAAAACAGGCAUUUGUGUGUCAUCUUUGCAUUCUUACAGUUUCUUGUUGCGCUUACUUCACUUCUUCAGCAUGCUUAUUCGAUACGAAAAUACAAUACCAUAUUUGCAUGCCAAUCGAAUAUUACAACAAGUUCAUCUGCAUCUGAGAAGUUUCUAGCCUACGAUAUUAUCAUAUUUGAUUAUGGCCUAAUGCAUCGUGUGUUAGGAACUGAUGAAUGUAUAGCAAAUUAUCUGGAUGGCGGUUUUAUGCGCUCUGUUUGGUGUUUAUCACAUACUAGUUCAUUGUUUCUGCUAAUAAUCGCAUUAUUUUUUCAUACAAAACCAAUUUGGUUACUUUGGCCAGCGCUUUUGAUGCAAUCAUCGUACGCCCUCGGGCUGGCUGUGUUAACAAUGGCAACAGCUCCAAAGAUGCUUGAUGCAUUAAGCGGUAUGGUAGAUACAGAAUUCGGUACUGCAUUUACUGUUUACUUGAUCGGCUUCAUUUCCAAUUGGCUUUUCACUUUUGUAUUGUGGCAUCACUAUUGGUAUAUUGAGGAGAAACUGAAAGCCAUCUCUACUAAACAUGAUUCAACUGGUUAA
Messenger RNA from Cercopithifilaria johnstoni, 642 nucleotides. NCBI's taxonomy places the organism in Eukaryota, Metazoa, Nematoda, Chromadorea, Rhabditida, Onchocercidae. The record is from the annotation of a GenBank genome assembly.